Molecule: messenger RNA, 786 nt
Organism: Hirsutella rhossiliensis
Lineage: Eukaryota; Fungi; Ascomycota; Sordariomycetes; Hypocreales; Ophiocordycipitaceae
Product: male sterility protein
Exons: 1
Coding region: 1-786 (261 amino acids)
Source: RefSeq, a predicted model, not a curated record
AUGGUGCCAUGGGUAGUCUGCCUGCAGGAUGUGCCCGUCAACCGUAACGGAAAGGUGGACAAGAACCAGCUGUUGGCCAUGCUCCUGCGCCGUAGACUUGAACAGCAGCGGCAUGUUUCCAGCGUCACCGGAACUACUCGUACCGAAGAUAGGGUCAAAACCAUCUGGCAACGGGCUCUCGGUGCCGUUGACCUAGGCGACAUUGGCCCCGAGACAAACUUCUUUUCGCUAGGAGCAGCUUCGCUUGACGUGUCGGCAGCCACAAUGAUGAUGCGGGAGGCAUUCCAAGUUCCCUUGCUCGUGCAGAAACUUUACAAAAGCCCCGUUCUGAGAGACCUCGCUCGUCAGAUUGACCAGGAAGCAAAGGGUCUCGGCGAGCUGAGAUGGGACGAGUCCAAACGCCAGUGGUUGAGGGACGCAGACAUGGCAGAGCAGCUCGACAUUCCGAAAGACACCCCCAUCGACUGGACCGCCAAGAACGAGGGUAGAGUCUUCGUCACUGGAGUUACUGGGUUUGUCGGGGCCCUUUUCCUGAGGGCUCUGGUCGAGUUGCCGUUCGUGCAGACGGUCAGAUGCCUCGUUCGAGCAAAGACUGCCACGCAGGGCAAGCAGCGGAUCCUCGACAACCUGUCAAAAUACGGCCUUUUGCAUGGCCUGCAAGAACAGCUCGUGUCCAAAGUGGUCCCGGUAAUGGGCGACCUCUCGCACCCGACUCUAGGGCUCGAAGACGACGCAUAUUCCGAGCUGGCGGCCUGGGCAAGUGUCAUCUUCCAUCUCGGAGCCUAG